AUGCCGCGAAAGGUCUUUCGCGGAGCAGCGAGCCAAUCAUGUGAAACCUGUCGAAAGUCUAAGCGGCGAUGCGAUCAGACGCGCCCAUAUUGUCUUCGAUGUAAGAGGACCGGGAAGAAAUGCUCCGGCGUGCCUCUCGGCAUUCCUCUGCGCAUCCUCGAUGAGACCGAGCUUGUUUUGCGGAAAGCGAAGCACGAACCAUUACCUGAUUGUUUCGCAAACUUUAGCAUCACAUAUCCCACCGUGCAUAUCUCCGAGGAACCUCGAGAGUAUUUCGACGAGAUUGCACUGAAGUAUUUCCACCAGUGUUUCCUGGGAGAUGCCCAUACUUGGCCCUUCCUCCACGGCGCGCAGUUGUCUCAAGAGCCUUUGGUCCGCUCAGCGAUGCAAGCAUGUGGUAUGGCUACUCUAUACAAUAGCCAAAAUGUUUCCGGUGGUCGAGAGCAACACAUUUUAAUGCACAGUCGAACCAUCCGCUUCUUGGAACGUGCUCUCGACCACCCCACCGAUUGCAAAAGCGACUCGGUUUUGACUGCCGUCGCUUUACUUGGAUUCUAUGAUAAUCUCACUUGCGAAGACAGCGAUGUAGCUGAGUCAUGGAGAGCGCAUGUCAGUGCUGCGUCGAAGCUUGUGCAACUUCGCGGCAAAGAGCAACUUCGAAGCGCGAUAGGCAGAGCGCUGUAUCGAGAGCUUCGAAGCCAGCUGCUGAUUGAUUGCCUAUGGGCAGACAGGCGACCGACAUCGUUCUUGAUAGAAUGGCAGGACGAGCUUUCGAGAGAAACCCCUAUGGAGGAGCGACAAGACUUCGCUCCCAGCGAUGCUCUACAUUCAAUUGUGCUAGACUUUGCGGACCUACGCUUCCAAAUGCGGGAGUGCAUGGUCACACCUGCCGACGCUCUCGGACAACUUGCAAAUCUUGCACGACAGGCGGACGCUUGGGCACGAGAGACAGCCAAAUUAGGCGAGGCCUGGCAGAUCACUUCAGAUCACCACAAGGAUUGCACGGGAGAAGUCUGGGUCGGUCUGGCCCAUCGUUAUAGCAACAACGCCGUAGCUGCGACAUGGAACUCCUACCGAACUUUAAGAAUUAUGCUCACUCGUGCUCAGGAGAUCAUGGUUCUGCACAGGGCCGACCAGAGCUCGGACGACCUUGCUAACCAAAUUGCUGCUCUCAGAAAGGCGAGGAAGUUCUUCACGGAUGAAAUCUGUGCAAGCGUUCCAUCUCAACUAGGCCACCUUCCCUUAAGGGGCUCAAAGGAGACCACCUCUGCACUUUACACGGCUUUCGCAUUGAUUUGGCCAUUGUUCUUUGCGGCGACAUGUGCUUUGGAUCAAGUCGGCGAACACGUGCAACAUGCGACGUCUGCCUCACAUACCUCAAGUCAAUCAAGCGCUGACACCGACCAGGCAUCAGUAGCAGUGGCGCAGGCAUCAUGGCUCAUUAAUAGACUUUCACAUAUCUCGAAUGGUAUCGGACUGAAAUGGGCGGGCGGGUUCAUCGAAGUGUUGCAUGGUGACUUCCGUGUUUUCCAAACCUAUAUUCUCCCAGAGAAAGAUGGUGAGAAUGCCUCGAAGACCAGGGGUCCGAAGCUUCUACUGGAGCGUGAUCUCCAGGCUAUUCACAGCGCGUUUAAAGGUCUCCGACAAGGUCCAGCAAACAAUUGA
Messenger RNA from Dissoconium aciculare CBS 342.82, 1665 nucleotides. RefSeq lists its product as uncharacterized. The record is from RefSeq and is a predicted model, not a curated record. The transcript is spliced from 2 exons. Gene Ontology annotation, molecular function: DNA-binding transcription factor activity, RNA polymerase II-specific; zinc ion binding. Lineage: Eukaryota; Fungi; Ascomycota; Dothideomycetes; Mycosphaerellales; Dissoconiaceae. Gene Ontology annotation, biological process: regulation of DNA-templated transcription. Bases 1 to 1665 code for a protein of 554 amino acids.